AUCACCAAUAUCAAGUGUUGUGGUGAACAGGACGCUCAACGUACAACAAGCCACCACAGAGAGAGAUCAUCCAUAGUGACAUCGACAUCAUGCCGGGCUUCGAUUUCAGCAACCACAACAGAAAUCUUGCCUUACACGCUCAAGGUGUCCCGCUACCAAAAGCAACAUCGACCGGUACCACCAUCGUCGGUUGCCUAUACGAUGGAGGUGUUGUCAUUGCCGCCGAUACUAGAGCAACAAGCGGUCCGAUAGUAGCAGACAAGAACUGCGAGAAGCUCCACUACAUCGCCCCUCAAAUCUGGUGUGCAGGCGCCGGUACUGCAGCCGACACCGAAUUCACCACGGCCCUCAUCUCCUCCAACCUCGAACUCCACGCGCUCUCCACCGGCCGAAAGCCCCGCGUCGUCACCGUCAUGACCAUGCUGAAGCAACAUCUCUUCCGAUACCAAGGCCACAUCGGCGCAUACCUCGUCGUCGCCGGCUGCGAUCCCACCGGCAGCCACCUCUUCACCGUGCACGCCCACGGGUCCACCGACAAGCUCCCCUACGUGACCAUGGGAUCCGGUAGUCUGGCGGCCAUGUCGGUGUUCGAAUCGACGUGGAAGAAGGAUCUCACCGAGGACGAGGCGGUGAAACUGUGCGCGGAUGCGAUCCAGGCGGGUAUCUGGAACGAUUUGGGAUCCGGUAGCAACGUGGACGUGUGCGUGAUCACGCCGGAGAAGACCCAUCUCAAGAGGAAUUACAUCACGCCCAACGUGCGCGAGAAGAAGAUGCGCAACUACAAGUUCGCGCGGGGAACGACGGCGGUGCUCAACCAGAAGAUCAUCACCAAGGAGGAGAUCAGCAAGUAUGUCGUGGUGCAGGACAUUGGUGACGGAGAGGCGGGCGUGGGCGAGAAGAUGGACAUCUCAUAGACGGCGAAUGGACGAUGGGAUGACGGGAACACACCGGACGAUGGUACUGUACG
Molecule: messenger RNA, 967 nt
Organism: Dissoconium aciculare CBS 342.82
Lineage: Eukaryota; Fungi; Ascomycota; Dothideomycetes; Mycosphaerellales; Dissoconiaceae
Product: proteasome core particle subunit beta 2
Exons: 2
Coding region: 90-914 (274 amino acids)
Cellular component (GO): proteasome core complex
Molecular function (GO): threonine-type endopeptidase activity
Source: RefSeq, a predicted model, not a curated record